This is a messenger RNA of Zygosaccharomyces rouxii, 1470 nucleotides long. It is a transcript of the gene SSH1, whose product is annotated as Ssh1p. The record is from RefSeq and is a predicted model, not a curated record. Gene Ontology annotation, biological process: SRP-dependent cotranslational protein targeting to membrane, translocation; post-translational protein targeting to membrane, translocation. Lineage: Eukaryota; Fungi; Ascomycota; Saccharomycetes; Saccharomycetales; Saccharomycetaceae. Gene Ontology annotation, cellular component: membrane; Sec61 translocon complex. Bases 1 to 1470 code for a protein of 489 amino acids. The transcript is spliced from 2 exons. Gene Ontology annotation, molecular function: signal sequence receptor activity; ribosome binding; transmembrane protein transporter activity.
AUGGCAGGAUUUCGUUUAAUUGAUGUGGUAAAACCAUUUUUGCCACUUUUACCAGAGGUUGAAAUUCCAUAUGAAAAAGUUCCCUUUGACGAUAAAAUCGUCUAUACCAUUAUAGCUGCAUUGAUCUAUAUCUUUGGACAAGUGCCACUAGCGGGUGUUUCGAAGGAUGAAAGUACAGUUAAGGACCCAAUCUACUUCUUGCGUGGUGUAUUUGCAGCUGAACCCAAGACCCUAAUGGAGUUUGGUAUUUUCCCACUCAUCUGUAGUGGGUUAAUAAUGCAAUUAUCUGCCGCACUACGUUUAAUCAAAGUCAAUUUCAAACUACAACAUGAUAGAGAAUUGUUCCAAAGUUUGACCAAAAUGUUUGCCCUUUUGCAAUAUUUCGUUUUGACAAACAUCUUCAUUGUAUCUGGUUACUACGGUGAAAAUUUAACGAUUGUUCAAAUCGGAUUACUCAAUGUACAAUUGGUUGGUGCAGGUCUUGUUGCCAUUCUAUUGUCGGAAAUUAUCGACAAGGGCUUUGGAUUUGCCUCUGGUAAUAUGACAAUCGAAACAGUUGUGAUUGCUACUAAUUUGGUUUCUGAUACUCUGGGUAUUGCCCAAAUUAAAGUUGACGAAGAGGGAAACACCGAGGCUCGCGGUUCUCUAAUCAACCUGUUCCAAGGUUUAAGAAGUUCCAACAAGACCUUUUUGGGUGGUAUUAUCAGUUCAUUUAACAGAGAUUACUUGCCCAAUUUGAACACAACUUUUGUUGUCCUAGCCAUUGGUGCAGCUAUCUGUUACCUACAGUGCCUACGUGUGGAAUUACCAAUUAGAUCUACCAAAGCAAGAGGUCUCAACAAUGUCUAUCCAAUUCGUCUUCUGCACACUGGUGCUUUGCCAGUAGUGUUUGGUUACGUUUUAUUGACGAUUAUCCAUCUAAUUGCGUUCGUUCUUAUUCAAUGUAUUGCCAGGAACGAUCCUUCGAGCAUCAUUUGUAAAAUCUUUGGUCAUUACGAAAGUGUUAACAAUUUGUUGUAUGCUCCAACUUUCCCACUAUCUCUAUUGACUCCACCAAGGUCUUUUGCAAAUGGAUUAUUGAGUCAACCAUUGACAUUCGUCGUUUUCUCAGCAUUCAUGUUGUUCAAUGCAAUUUGGUUUGCAUCUAAGUGGCAAGCAAUUUCUGGGUCUUCUGCUCGUGAUUUGGCCGUCCAAUUCAAGGAACAAGGUAUCACCCUAGUGGGCCACAGAGAACAAAGUGUUGCAAGAGAAUUAGGCAAAGUUGUCCCAGUUGCUUCCACUACAGGUGCAGCUAUCCUUACAGUGGCAAGUGUAGGUGGUGAAUUCUUGGGUCUGAAGGGUAAGGCUGCUGCCAUGGUGAUUGGUGUCACCUCAGCAUUCUCCCUAUUAGAGAUCAUCUCUGUCGACUACCAACAAAGUGGUGGCCAAAGUGCAUUGGCCCAGGUCUUGGGAGCUCCUGGACGUUUUUAA